AUGGCCACAAGAGCCUCGCUGAGGCCAUGGCUUAACACACGCCUUCCGUAUGCAUCGUCGUCUUCCCCUUCAGAUCGGCCCUACAUCCGCUCAUCGGUGUCCUCUGCCCGAAUCUGGCGGUCAUGGGCAGAGCCGUCUCAGGCAGGCCCCUCCAAGUAUGCGACAUCAGCGGCAGGUGGAAGUGCCUAUUCCACUGCUGUCGGGUCGCCGAGGCACACCGACCAGUCUGGGACCAAUGCACCUUACCACGAAAGUCUAAGAAGGCCAGCAAAAGCCCAGACAUCUCGCACGCAGAAGCAGGGCUUGAAGCUGCCGUCCACUUCUACCGGAGAGAAGUCUGAAGAGGCACCUCGCAAUCCUCUCGGAGUCCAGCUUUUAGCGCCUGGCUUCUCGGCUCAGAUCUUUCCUCCGACAUCCGACCCUCCCCCGCCUCUUCAUUCGCACGCGGUUUCGCUUUCCCAUGCUCAUCUAGCAUCUCAUGGUUUGUCUCCAUCACAGGGCUCAAAGCUCAAAUCCACCGACUUUCCACUACCUCCUCUGCAAGGCAGAGAUCUAGGGGAGCACUUCUGGAAUCUAGGAAGGGAAGCAGCUCAGCCAUGGCUCAGCCUCUCAGAGGAUCUGGCCGGGGCUGCGCUACUUGAACCGCCUAGCGAGCUAGCCACAAGUCAAGAGAGACUAGCAGAAGUCGACGAUGAUGGGCGGCCUUCGCCUUCUCAUUGGGUUUCGAUGGACGCCUCUUUGCGGGCGAUGAUGGAUCCACGGGCUGCGCAGUGGCUUCGUCGCUCGGGGUGGACCAAGUAUCCAGUCUUGACUUCUGCCGACGGCAGAGACUCGAUCCUUGGAGAAGGUGAGGCAGUACCCUACCCUGAUCCGAGUGACGGCGCUUUGGUCUUCGAUGUCGAGACAAUGGUCACAGCUGGGCCGUACUCUGUCAUGGCUUGCGCUGCAGGGCCCAAAGCUUGGUAUUCUUGGAUCAGCCCCUGGCUGUUGGGAGAGACCGAUCGGAAGGAUCAGCUCAUACCUUUCGGGGGAGAUGGAAAGGAGAGACUCCUCGUUGGACACAACGUUAGCUAUGAUCGCGCAAGAAUUCGCGACGAGUACCGGCUGCGUCAGUCAAAUAUACGCUUUCUUGAUACUUUGUCCCUCCACGUUGCCGUAAGAGGCAUGUCAUCUCCGCAACGACCGGCCUGGAUACAGCAUCGCAAGAAUCGUGCACAAAAGGCUGCUGAAAAGCUUCUUAACGAUCAGCAAUUACGAGACGAACAACGGCAAGAGCUUCUGAAGCUGUUGGGCGGCGAGGAAGUUGAUGCGACCGGACUGGGGAGCUUGGGCGAUCUAGGUCUGGAUCUUGAAGCCCUUUGGGACAUGCAUUCUCCGACCGACUCAGUCAUGCCCUUGCCACUGUCAGCAGACGGAGAAGUCACCAGUUUCAAGGACAGCGAUGUUGGCUCCACAGGGCAAUUGCAGUGGCAGGACAUCAGCUCGACGAAUUCGCUCGCCGAUGUCGCGUCGCUAUAUUGUGAUAUUCAGCUGCCGAAAGAGCUGCGCAACAUCUUUGUCGAUGCCAAGGAUAGGCGCGAAAUCCUCGACGAACUGAAUAAUCUGCUCAAUUAUUGCGCCAGAGACGUCUCUGUCACACAUGCUGUGUUCUCAAAAGUCCUCCCGGCUUUCAGAGAGACAUGCCCUCAUCCAGCCACCUUUGCAGGUGUUUUGGCUCUUGGCAGUCCCAUUCUGCCUGUAGACGAUGAGUGGGUCCAGUACCAAGAGAGAUGUCAACAGAAGUACGAAGACGCUCUGAAAGGUGUCAGGAUAGCACUCAUUGAGCUGGCCGAGGGACUGCGAAUGACACACUCAGUGAAAUGUGAAGAAGGGGAGCCCAAAUGGUGGACGACCGACCCUUGGCUGUCUCAACUCGACUGGACACCUAAGAAGCCCAAGAAAGUCAAGCUCUCCCCUGAUAAAGACGAUGACGAGUCAGACAAAGUGCCGCGGUGGUAUCGUGAUCUUGUCCUCGGACCUCGACCUCCUUCGACAGCACAAGGCACAGCUGCUGAGAUGCUACUGCUGACGCUCGACGGCCAACCGAUUGUUAAGCAAGAUGGGAAAUGGUUUGCGGGUGCUGAGCUACUGCCGUCAAUGCCCACUAGCAAGCAAUUCCUCUUGAGCGACGCGGGAAGAACGGUACGAUCAGCGUUGGGAGAAGAGGGAGAAGCUGUUCUGACGGCAGUUCGCGAGAAGCUUCCCAAAGCCGAAGUCUCAGAAAGACUGCGAGCCGCAGCUGAGCUUGUUCUUGCACAGUCGGGCUCAAACAGCUCUCUCCGAACCAAAUUGGACGCUCUGGAUUGGACAACUGUUCACGCUCCUGUGCCGGAGGACGAGGCGAGCACAACAUCUGGCAGCGAAGAGGUCACCUGGCCCAAAUGGUAUUGGGACCUGUUCAAAUCUGCCACCGGUCUGCUGGAGCUUACGAUCCGAACUAAAAUUGCUCCGCUGCUGCUCAAAGUCUCGUGGCGAGGCUGUCCCCUCUACCACAGCCGAGAGCACGGAUGGAUCUAUCAGCAUCGGAUCAGUGAGAACACAGACUUCUCGACUCGGCAAAAACCACUCGUCUUCAAGCAUGAAGCAGAUUCAGCACUCCAGGAGAUGUCGGCAGAUGUCAAGGCUGCCAACUCUGUGCAAUUCUACAAAGUUCCUCAUUCGGCUGGCGACGAUGCUAAUGUCGGAAGUCCCUUCAGCAAAAGCUUCGUUGGUUACUUCGAAGACCAAACACUUCGUAGUGAGCACCCUGACGCAAUGGGCAAACAGACUGCCAAGGACGCUCUAGAGCUGAAUGCUCAGUGUAGCUACUGGGUUGGUGUGAGGGAUCGAGUGGCCAAUCAAAUGGUCGUAUGGGAGGGCGAAGGCGACUCAGCUAUGGGCAUCGAGCCUGGCACCAGCGGGAUGAGGAUCGGUGAGGCCGAGGCUGCUAGACAAAAGGGCCUCAUCCUGCCUCAGAUCAUUACAAUGGGCACCAUCACACGUCGCGCUAUCGAGAAGACCUGGCUGACAGCUUCCAAUGCGAAGAAGAACCGAGUCGGAUCAGAGCUGAAAGCAAUGGUGAAGGCACCCCCCGGCUGGGUCAUCGUGGGCGCCGAUGUAGACUCUGAGGAGCUUUGGAUCUGUUCGGUCAUGGGAGACGCACAAUUCGGCCUCCAUGGUGCGACAGCUGUUGGCUGGAUGACGCUAGAGGGCACAAAAUCUGCCGGGACGGAUCUUCAUAGCAAGACGGCUAGCAUCUUGGGGACUUCUCGCAAUCAAGCCAAGAUCUUCAAUUAUUCCCGCAUCUACGGUGCCGGCAUUCGUCACGCUACUCAGCUACUGCUAAAGGCCAAUCCCGCGAUGCUUAGAGGAGAAGCCACUCGCCUUGCAAAGGAACUCUACGCUACGACCAAAGGCAACAACACCCACUCUGCCGACAGCUUUGGACGCAAGUUCUGGUUUGGUGGGACGGAGAGCUUCGUCUUCAACAAGCUUGAAGAUGUUGCACUAAGUGAGAGACCUCGAACACCCGCGCUGGACUGCGGAAUCACAGCUGCCUUGUCACGCAAAUUUCUUCCCAAGGCACAAUUCGGUAACGGUCGAUUUGGUGAAGACUUCAUGCCCAGCCGCAUCAACUGGGUCGUUCAGUCAAGUGGUGUGGAUUAUCUCCAUCUCCUGGUGACCUCCAUGAAUCAUCUGUGUAAACAUUACGACAUCGCAGCAAGAUUCAUGCUGAGUGUUCACGACGAGGUGCGGUACCUCGCAGAGGAGAAGGAUGCGCACCGAGCAGCGUUGGCGUUGCAGAUUGCAAAUCUCUGGACCCGAGCUAUGUUCGCUUACAAGCUCCAGAUGGAGGAUCUGCCCGAGGGCGUUGCAUGGUUUGCUCAAGUGGACAUCGACAAGGUCUUGCGGAAAGAAGUUGACGACCCUUGUGUCACUCCUAGCCAGCCUGAGCCUAUCCCUCAUGGCAAGGCAUACGAGAUUGCCGAAACGCUGGACCUCACUCAUGGCGGGUCGCUAUACAAAGACGGCAGGCCUAUGGGGUCUGAGGGGCGCCGAGCUGGCUUAGAGACAGGAGCUUAUCCGCCUUACGUUCCCUCGGACCAGAAGCAUCGCUCGCUAGGCGAGCGAGGAAUGCUCUUCCUCCAAGCUCAGGCUUCUGGCGAUAUCCACGAGAUUCGCGCUUUGGAACGUCGAGCACAAGGCCUGGAAUCGAGAUCAGCAGAGAGCGGUGAUGUGAUGAGACCUACUCAGGCAGAUUUGAUUGACGUGAGCUCGAAACGAGGUGGCAAAGCAGAGGCCAAGAAGCGAACAUAUCAGAAAAAGACAUCGCAACCUAUGCCUAGAAGAGCUGCCCCCCCUCUUCAAUCGUCGUCAAAGGCAAGUCUCGAUCGGAAGGAGGCGUCUUCUGCUCGCCUGGCACAAGGCUCGGUGAGAUAUUCAUCGACAAGUGCCCAUGAGGUUGUUGCAAGCUCCCUGUUGGAGUUAGCACACGCAAUCCCGGUGCGAAGACGAGCCCCGAUAAUUGUGGAAGACAGUGGGCGCUACUGGGAGUUGCCUGGCUACUCCAGCUACGUUCGAUGGCAGCUUUACCGUCAGCUACUUCGCAAUUACCCAAAGCGCUAUAGGCGUCAUCUGAGACGGGCGAUCCGUAGCCGAUUCCGGUUGUUGAGCGGUCAUGAUACCUCUGCAGCAACCGCUCUACGCAAUAUAGAGCGUGCUGAGACUUUGUUGAGAUUGUUCAAAGCCGCUAAUGCUCGGCAGGACGGAGCGCGGGAAGCACUGCACAAGCUGACUGCUGAGCGCGAAGAGCGUUAUCGUCUGUUCAAGGAAGGCCUGGCAAGGCAUGCGGCCAAGGGGACUGGACGGCGUCCGCACAUUCUCACUGGAUCCCUUCUGCGACCCCACACCUCCCACGGACCUCUACUACGCGUCAAGCCUCCUCAGCCCAAGAUCUCGAUGAUGAUCCUUCACCGACGUCUGGGCCGCACUCGCCGCAUCCACCGUGGCUAUGAGCUCUUGGCAGAAAAGGACAUGUUGUCGCAAGAAGGCAACUUCUACAAGGGUCUGCUGUCACAAGUUCUUGAGCCGCGCAAGCGAGAAAACGUCGACAGGCCCCAACUUCCUCGCCAGUCAGGCCGGCCAGUGUACAAGCCUCGCACCGUGCAGCGGGCGGAGGCAGCUGCUGCAAGACAGAUACGGAUUGCCAAAAAGAAGGAGCGAUCCGACCUCCUGGACGAUCUCAACAAGUUCGGACCAGGCUUCACUUGGUACGGUCCCAUCUCGGAUUGGCAGAAGGAACAGACACAGAGCUUCAAGCGCGACUCGGAAAGAGCCAAUGCUCAGUACACGCCGGAGAUGUUGAUGAAGGCAAAGGCAGCUAGACGAACUCACCAUGCGUACUUGACUAUGAAGGCGGAGAAGCGGAGGCAGCAGAAGGCAGCAGCUAAUGUCAAGGAGACGACGACAGGGCAAGCUUGA
This is a messenger RNA of Microstroma glucosiphilum, 5499 nucleotides long. RefSeq lists its product as hypothetical. The coding region runs from base 1 to 5499 and encodes 1832 amino acids. Gene Ontology annotation, molecular function: DNA-directed DNA polymerase activity; 3'-5' exonuclease activity; DNA binding. Gene Ontology annotation, biological process: mitochondrial DNA replication. The record is from RefSeq and is a predicted model, not a curated record. Gene Ontology annotation, cellular component: gamma DNA polymerase complex; mitochondrion. The transcript is spliced from 2 exons. Lineage: Eukaryota; Fungi; Basidiomycota; Exobasidiomycetes; Microstromatales; Microstromataceae.